AUAAAUCCUUACACUUAGACCCAUUGAAUAAGAACUUGUCAUGAGUUUUUGUUAAAUAUCCAUUAUGCGGCUCAUCCACUACUAGGAGUGGCUUGAAAGCUGGUCAUGUUGAGAUCAAGUUUGCUGGAGGAAAUCCAUCCCGUUUGGCAGGAGUCUCCAACGCUGGCAGCAGAGUCUUGCUGUAAACGCCCACUGUGAGUCGCAUCAUGGCCGACGCGGAAGACUCUGGCUUUUCUCUCAUGAGCCUGGAGGACGAGCUGACCUGCAGCAUCUGUCUGAGCACAUUUGACUGCCCGGUCACCAUCCCCUGCGGACACAACUUCUGCCAGAACUGCCUGCUCUCCACCUGGACCGAGUCCUACAGCUGCCCCCAGUGUCGGACCCUGUUCGAGACCAGGCCGGAGCUGAAGAAGAACACGGUCCUCAGCACCGUGGUGGAGACCUUCAGGGUCAGGUCCAACAAGACCGAAGGAGGGCAGUCCGUAAAGGAGGAAGAGGGAGAAGAAGAAGACGACGACGACGACGACGAAGAGGAGGAUGAAGACGAAGAAGGGUAUGAGGAUGAGAGGGAUGAUGUGGUCCGCUGUGACACCUGUAUGGAGGCCGAGGCAGCCCAGACCUGUCUCACCUGCAUGGCCUCCUUCUGCGAGGAGCACCUGCGGCCCCACCGGGAGAACCCCACCUUUCGCCUCCACCAGCUGACCGAGCCCGUCGGGGAUCUAUCCGAGCACAUCUGCACCGACCACCACAAGCUGAUGGAGCACUUCUGCACCGACCAUGGCCGCCUGAUCUGCAGCCUCUGCCUGCAGCAGGUCCACAAAGGCUGCAGCUUUUCCUCUCCAGAGGAGCAAAGGAACCUGAAAGCGUAUGAAUUCAGGGAGAAGUUGGACAUUCUGAACUUGAAGAUUGACAGGACCGACACCAUCGUGCUUCAGAUGAAUGAGCUGCAGGGCAAGCUCAAGGACGCAGCGAGCAAGAGGAAGAUGGCGCUGGCUGCUGUGUACCAGCAGAUAGGGGAGAUGUUGGCUCAGGACGAGCGCGUGGCCCAGCAUGAGGUGGACUGUGAGCUGGAGGCUGGUCAGGCCAAACUCCGCGACCUCACAACAAAGUUCAACGACAACAGUGAGAGGAUGAAGAAAGCCAGAGAGAAGAUCGACAAUCUGCUGAGUCAGGCGGGAACGCCAGCCUUUCUGCAGGCUUCAUUUGAGUUGCCCCGGGUGGUUAAGUUUGACCCCCACCCCCCUCGAGUUAACAUGGACUCCAAAAGGGUGAUGGCAACGCAGAGCUUUGCUGCCGCCCUGCAGGAGAGCCUGAUGACGCUCUUCAGUCAGCCUUUUGAGGCCAGAGUACCACUGCUAAAACCAGGACAAGCAGAAGCUUCUGUCUCAGGAGCUGCUGGUGGAGAAACCAGUGCAGCCCGGGCCCCCGAGUUUCAAUCCCCGAGGCCCCCAGAGCAAAGACCUCCACCCAGGUCCCAUAGUCCAGGUCGCCCACCUGUCCAGACCAUCUACCAACCCGUCCAUAUUCCUGUUUACAUACAGGCAAAGCCAACAUGGACUCCGCAGCAGAGUCAGCCAACUGGCUUUUCCAGGCCUCCGCCUUCGUUCUUCCAUGGCCAGAAGCCGCCUUCUCAGAAAAGUCCUGGAGAAAUGACUAAGAAAACAGUAGGAAAGCCAGUCGGUAAACCAGCCCACAAAGUGGCACCAAGUCGGGGUGGAGACAAGAACCAUCCGCCCAAAAGCAAAGACAAGAAGUCUGACGGUGGCCACCAACCCUCUCACAAGCAAGGCAAAAAGCCACCAAGCGCACAAGGAGGACAGAAGCCUGGGUGGAAAGGACCCGAUUCUGCUAAGAAAGACAAGCCGAAAGGACAGCCGCCGUCAGGGAAACCGGCCGGGCCAAACCCACAUCCUAGAAAAAAUAAAUAACUGUCAGGGUCAGAGUUCGUCAGCAGAACCGGAAGGGACUGCUGGACCUACGCUCAGUAACACUGGUGUGAUCGUUACUGUUUGCUUCAUGUUUUGUUUGGGGUAUUAAACUUAACCAGCCUUUAAUCUUUAUUCAAAUAUAACUAUAGUUUUGUGACAUUUUGGGAUUACUUAAAUAUCAAUGAAAAAGUUUCUAAUAGGAAAGGUUAGAUUUUUAGAAAAAUAUUUUAAAAUGUUCCACCUCAUCUCCCCCCCAUAUAUAUAUUGCAAGUCUACAGUUAAUUAUGCACAAAAUGGGUACAAGAAAAAUAACGUAGAAGUCAAAAACCUUUAUAUGGAGCAGAAGGGAAAUGGAUCCGUGGGUUAUAGUUUCAGUUAGUCAGAUAUGACUUGCUAAGUGAUCCUUACUGACAGCAUUUCUGAUCUCAAUCAUUCUGAGCGAGGUUAUAAACUUUGCAUGCACCUUAACUCUGCUGUUGUAUGGCGUCUGUGCGUAGAUCCUGCCACCUGCUUUAUAAUGCGAAGCGUUAUUUAAGUUGGAUAACAUCACAGAAAACAACACAUAACUGUAUAUUGAAGCAUCAUGUUCAUUCAUCCAUUUAGAAAGAACACAAAUGGAGAAAAAAGGCUGAUCACUGCAUUAGUCACUAUUUUGUAUGUGAAAACACAGAAUAUAUAAAUUCAAAUAAAGAAAAAAAAAAUCAAACCUCUUCAGGUACUUGGGUGAUGUAUCCCAAACCACUUUCCAAGCUCUAUUAAAGACACCGUGUCAUCUGAAAUGUAAAUAAUUUAUUCUUAUCAAUUGAAUUGAAUGAAAACACAGAAACACCUUGGUUAUGUAUGAAAAUAUUUAUGGGAAUGUCUUCAAAUUCAAAACAUCACCUCUUUACAUUCAUCUCAAUCAAAAUUGGUUCUUGUCACAUUUUGUAAACAGCCAUUUUUUUUAAUGAUUGUUUGCAUUAAACGCUUGUUUUCCUCUGA
This is a messenger RNA of Poecilia latipinna (sailfin molly), 2909 nucleotides long. Its product is annotated as E3 ubiquitin/ISG15 ligase TRIM25-like. Lineage: Eukaryota; Metazoa; Chordata; Actinopteri; Cyprinodontiformes; Poeciliidae. The record is from RefSeq and is a predicted model, not a curated record. The transcript is spliced from 11 exons. Bases 207 to 1928 code for a protein of 573 amino acids.